This is a messenger RNA of Funneliformis caledonium, 1155 nucleotides long. The record is from the annotation of a GenBank genome assembly. Lineage: Eukaryota; Fungi; Glomeromycota; Glomeromycetes; Glomerales; Glomeraceae.
AUGAAAGUAUCCAAGUCCGACCUUAAAUCAUUUUUAACUCAAGACCAUACUUCCUUUUCAGUCCUAUCAGUCUCAACUAAGCAUAUCGAAUCCACCGACCGCAUCUCAGUUACCUUAUCCAAAAACUCCGCUCGUUCAUUUUAUUUAGGCAAAGAACUCAAACCAACUCAAUCGCCACCAACUCCUAAAACUAAACCUGAUGACUGUCUUCAAGAUGCACAAAAUUGUGUUUACUUCCAAUUCUUUAACUCUAAGCAAAAAAAACUCUACACUAGAUUUAAAGACAAAGUAGAAGCCAACUUUGAAGUAGAAAGUAGAAGUCCUGGACAUAAAACUAUCAGUUCUUACUUAGCCAAAUAUUUAUCUAAGUCCUUCCACUUACGCUCCCUUUACGCAAAGCAUGGUUUAAAAGAUAAUCAUAAAACUUACCGCUUUUUUAAAAAUCUUUACGAAUACGAACAAAAAGUCGCUAUUCUAAAUGCCGGAAAAAAAAUAGCUGCCGAGAAUUUUCUCCCACUACCAAAAAAUCAAAAAAUUUUCCGGCACUACGAUUACUCUACCGGUCAAACUUCUUACUACUACCGCACUAACGAAAAAUUUUCCGGCACUGCCGCUAAACCUCUCCUCCUCAAAAAAAAUUAUCGUUUAGGCACUCGCUCUUUAAACCCUUUAUCUUUACUCUCUUUAGCUGCUAAACAUUCUAAAAAAGAACUUUAUACUUUUAAAAAACCUAAACAGCAGUUAAGUCAAGACUUCCAAGAAUUCUUAAUUACUAGACUAUUACUCUUAUGUAAAAAAGCAGAAUUUCUCCACACUCCUUUAGAGCAAGAACAAGUCCCCAAAGAAAUUGCUCAAUGUAACCAAUCCAUUUACGCUCACUUUCAAGUUAAACCAGUUCUCCACUUCUCUUUUUUACCUGAACAAGCCCUCACAGUUCGCCAAUUCAUAGAUAAAUUAGACACCUAUGCCCAAGAAUUCGACCUCGAAGAAUCCCAAGACUUUAACUCUUACCCCAUCACCCACAACCAAAAACACCAAAUCACUCAACAGUUAAAUGGACUUUGUGGUUGUGAAAUCCGAGCUCGCAAUCAAUAUUUAGAUAACUGGAAUAUGAAUUAUUACUCAAAAUUUUAUCAAGGAAGAACACCAAUAUAA